GCCAAAUGGUUGAACACAACCCCUCAGGAAAAAAAAGAGGAAAAUCCUUAAAAAAGGAAAAAAGAGAGGAUGGACCCAAAGCGCGAGUGUAUGUGUUGAGGCCUGGUCCGGUUCACACCUGGCAACUUGGGGCUCCAUUGCAUCUGACUCGGGGUCCUCGGCCCACCCUGCAGAAUUCGACUCAUCUCAGCUUCUCCUCUUCCUCGUCGGCGCAUGGCGGCGCCGCCGCCGAUAGACGAGCCUCUGCGGCUGCCGCCUCUCCCGGCGGACACCAUCUUGGAGAUCUUGUCCCGCGUGGGCGACGCUACCGCCGUCGUGCGCUGCGCAGCCACCUGCAAAGCAUGGCGCCGCCUCAUCCUGGAGCCGUCCUUCCUCUCCCGCGGUCGCGCCGGGCGCUCCGACCCCUCCCCUCUCCUCGGCUUCUUCUUCCUGGACACUUCCCAGAAGCUGCCCCGUCGCCGCCUCUACCUCCGCCGCCCCACGCGCUUCCUCCCCCUCGGCCCCUCUCAGUCGCAGGCAACCGCCCUCCCCCUGUCCCACUUCUUGCCGAAGCCGGACGCGGCCGGCCUCAGCGGGUUCGCCCCCGUCACGUCAGGCGCCGGCGGGCUCCUUGCCCUCCGCCGUUCCCCGGCCAGCUCGUGCGACCCCGUCAGGAUCUGCGUCUGCGACCCCGUGGCCGGGACCUCCACCUUCCUCCCCCCUCUCCCGCCCACAACAUCCCCCGAGAACAUCGUCUUCCUCGACGCCGAUGGCUCCUCGUUCCGCCUCCUUGCGGCGAUGGACCGCCCAAAUGGGAUCCGCCUGCGCGUCUUCUCCUCCCAGACCGGGCAGUGGGGCACGGCUGUGACGGCCCAACUUCCUGGUAACAUGGUGGUCCACCUCUGCUCCCCUGCCGUCGUGCACCGUGGUGCCGUCCACUGGAUAUGCGGCACCCGUGCCCUCCCGAAUGCGGUGCACGCACUGGCCGUUCGCCCCGGCCAGGCCGAUGUCUCGGUGUGCCGAUUCGACCUUCCGCUGCGCGCAGGCAUUCACCGCCUGAACCACGCCGCAGAAGCCGUUCGCCUGUUCAGUUCAGCUCAGGGGUGUCUCUCCUUGGUUCUUCUGGAUGAACCUUUGAUCUCCGUCUGGAACUUCAAAGACAAUGGCGCUGAUGGCAGGCCCUGGGAGCUUCACAAGACGGUACAUCUGAUGUCGGUGUUGCCGUCGACAAUCUUUGAUCCUUCUGCGGAGUGGGGGCUCUCUGUCGUAGCAUCGUGCGACCAGAGUGGCUCCUUGUUUUUGCGUGCUGUGGGUGAGGGCGGCCUGUUUGUGCUCAACCUGGAGACGGAGGCGAUGUCGAGGGUACGCAACGACCACUGCGCCAAGUUCCUGUGCCCAUAUGUGGCGAAUCUGAGUUCUUGCCUGGGAGCCAUGAAGAAUUUCUGAUGUUGGACUCAAAAUUCAGGUUUCUGAACACACUAGUUUAAUGCAUAUUAAGAGAUGAGUGUUCAGUUCUGUUUCGAUGAAUUCUACAGGUUUACUCUUAUCUGUACUGUUUAAAGUUUCAUCAGCUUAUUGUAUUUGGCUUUGCUUAUUAUAGUCUUCAUUUCUACUCCCUCUGUCCCAGAAUAUAAGAACGUUUUUUACACUAGCAUAGUAUAAAAAACGUUCUUAUAUUUUGGGACGGAGGGAGUAAUAAUCAGUGUCCUCUACUGCUAAACUUGAAUUUGGAUAUGAUUACAGUUUGUAUGUCCAGUGGGGUUCUAUGAUGCGAAACUGAAAGAAACAGGAUUAAAUUG
This is a messenger RNA of Triticum aestivum (bread wheat), 1778 nucleotides long. RefSeq lists its product as uncharacterized. NCBI's taxonomy places the organism in Eukaryota, Viridiplantae, Streptophyta, Magnoliopsida, Poales, Poaceae. Bases 214 to 1425 code for a protein of 403 amino acids. The record is from RefSeq and is a predicted model, not a curated record. Gene Ontology annotation, molecular function: protein binding. The transcript has a single exon.